UAUAUGUCAAAAAGUUAGGUUGAAGUUGAUGCGAUUUUAUGUAACAGAUAUAUUAAUAAACAUUUUGAUAUUGGGGAAAAAUGGCCCACAAACUAGAAAAAGAGCCCCCUAAAAAGUAUGAUUACUUUGCCAAACCAGAUGGAGAAGAUAUCCCUCAAAAAUUAUGGUACACCUUGCAGCCAGCAGUAGCAGCUGCAUUGUCCCUUUCAACUAUCGAUGUAAUGUUAAUGAGCAAACCGAAGGGUUACGUUAAUAUUCUCAUGAGAUACGCUUAUGUUAGUUUCCCUGUGAUAGGAUGUACUGCCGCCUUUGUACUGACCUCUAAUUUUGUGGGUGCUCUUAGGAAGGAAUCAGAUCGAGUGAAUUGGGCUGUAGGAGGAGCUGCUGCAGGUGGAGUGGUUGGCAUAUGGAGCAGGAAACCUUCUACUGGCUGUUUGUGUGCCAUUGCCUUUGGUUUCCUUGGAGCUCUGAGGAAAUUUGCAGCAGAUAACAAUAUUGUAAUUAAUCCGACGGACUCAAGAGCACACUUUAGUUUAAGGUCGGGAGGCUAUGAUUAUACUCUUGCUAAAGAAAUUCCUGGAAAAUACACUACAGGACCUUCAAAAUAGAAAUUUUUUGUAAAUAAGUUCAAUAUACCUUUGUUGCAUAAGUAGUGAUUUGUGAAAUGAUGGAAGUAAAAGAAAGAGAUUAACAGUU
This is a messenger RNA of Harmonia axyridis, 696 nucleotides long. RefSeq lists its product as uncharacterized. The coding region runs from base 81 to 608 and encodes 175 amino acids. Lineage: Eukaryota; Metazoa; Arthropoda; Insecta; Coleoptera; Coccinellidae. Gene Ontology annotation, biological process: mitochondrial respiratory chain complex I assembly. The transcript has a single exon. The record is from RefSeq and is a predicted model, not a curated record.